This is a messenger RNA of Gongylonema pulchrum, 834 nucleotides long. NCBI's taxonomy places the organism in Eukaryota, Metazoa, Nematoda, Chromadorea, Rhabditida, Gongylonematidae. The record is from the annotation of a GenBank genome assembly.
AUGGAUGACGAAAGAAGUCAGUCGGCGCGUUCAAACGAUUCAACAGCCCGAGGAAAUGAUUUUUCCCGGAUGAACGGUCCAGCAGCAGGAGGAGCAGCCCAGGCGAACGACUCCGCGCAUCGGUCGAGCAAUUCAGCCAGAGAAGUGAGCCUUAAGAUGGAUGACGAAAGAAGUCAAUCGGCGCGUUCAAACGAUUCAACAGCCCGAGGAAAUGAUUUUUCCCGGAUGAAUGGUCCAGCAGCAGGAGGAUCCCAGGCGAACGACUCAGCACAACGGUCGAGCAAUUCAGCCAGAGAAGUGAGCCUUAAGGUUGUGAAAUUUGAAUCAGUAACAGAACGAGAGCGAUUGUUGCAUCGCCUUUCGUUGGGUCGUUCGCCAACAAAAAUGCCAACGCAGUUGAUUCAUCCAGCUGAUGAAGACGAAUCUGACAGCGAUGAGCCAUUGCUGUCAGGCUCAGGCAUUGUGAAUCAGGACUGUUCUGAGGAUGUGCUUAGCGCAUGGAACAAAGUUCUGGAGGAGUGGAAAGCUGAUCCGGAAUGGACACGGCCAAAAGAGCUCGCUGAUUUGAUACGUAACGGUGUGCCAGAUGUGUUGCGCGGCGAAGUAUGGCAGUAUUUGGCAAAAGUACAAAUCGAUCCGGACCUCACCGAUACAUAUCGCUUACUACUGGGCAAGAUGCCGGAAGAUUUGGCUUUUUGUACACUUGUUAAAAUUAUGUUUGAUUAUGGCUUACGUGAUUUGUUCAAACUUGGCUUGGACGUUUUGCACUUGCGAUUUUAUCAGCUUCAACGAUUGACCGAGGUCUCAGUUCCUUCAGCAGUUUCUCCUUCAUGA